AUGAAAGCCCCGAAGAGGACACCAUGGUCAUCACGAUCAGAGCUUGAAGAGCUGUACGAGAUGCUGUUCGCACCUGAUGCGGAUGUCCAUUCCAGGCGUAGAGGACUAGCUAGAAUGAGCAUAUACAUCUCUUCCCCCUCUUGUCCCACUUUCAUUCACCUCUUACAUUCCUUGGUGUCCGUCGAGCUGUUACCUUACCCACCAAAAGGAGUGGAAGAAUCUCAGAGAUCCAGGAUGAUGAUUGGAAUGGCUAUUGUGCGAUUUAUCAACGGUUUAGUUGAUCCUCUACAGAAUGGUCCCUACGCCCGUCCAAUAUCCCAUCUCGCCUCAUCACUAUCCAUCCCCCCAUCCCUCAUUGCCCUAAGACAUCGAGCAACCCACGAAGACCUCCCUCCAUUGGCGUUACUACACCAAUCGCUUCUCUCCUGCAUAUCAUACUUACAUUACUACUCAUUCCUCCCUCUUCUCUCUUCUUCGUCGACUUCGGCAUCUCUCCCUCCGGGAGUACUAGAACGGAUGAAAGAGGAUGAACGGAGGGUAGAAGGGUUGAUCAGGAGAUGGAAGAAAGUUAUCAAAUUCAGGUUAAGGGAGAAAGAAGUAAGGGAGCAAGAUCAAUCUGCGUUGGAAUUGAAUAAGAUCAAAGGAUCGUUACAGAAUCAUCAUUUGGGGUUGAUAGUGAAUGUGUUGAUUGGUGAAGUUGGUUUGGUACCUUCGUCUGUACAAAAGAGAGCCCCUCUUACAUCUACCAUACCGACAACACCAUCAUUGAAAAUCUGGUUACCCCUUCUUCAACACUUGCAGCAGACUUCUCAUUCGGAUUUACCUUCUCAACUAUCCUCGAGAAUACUGGAUAUUCUAUUGAAUCCCGAAUCUCAGAGUCAGAUACAAGUCAAUGGCUAUUCCGGUCAUGGUAGUGCAGAAGAUGUGAAUACGAAAGAGAAGCUGAACGAUCAACGGAGUUUCAGGUGGAAUCUGGCCAUAUGGUUGAUCUGGUUGUGGAAAAAUGAAGAGGAAGGAGAAGAAACAUUGCGAUUGAUGGAAGAAGAGAAAAUGGAAGUGUUGAAGAAGGUUUUAGCUUCCAUGUUGGAAUUACAUGAUGAUGAAGUUGUACGUCGUUUGUUCAAGGUACUUUCGGCGGAUGGAAAUCACUCAAACAUCAAUGGGAUGGACGGUUUUUUACCUGAGAUUGAAAUGGAAGAAGAAGACGAAGGUCUAAAAGGAUUGGAAAUAGGAAUGGACCUGGACAACGAUAACCCUUCGGUGGAUGAUGCAAAUUUAGAAAGGAUGGAAGAAAGGUUGAAGGAAUUCGAGACUAUAAUUGAAAAGCGAAGAAGAACAGCAGCUUCAACGGUUACGAGACCUGAUGUCAAUAUAUCGAUGACGGACAAGGAUUCUGCGACUCCAUUGUCGACAUUACCGGCAGGCUGGCGUAAAUUAUCGUAUGAGGAAUGGAAGCCUUGCCCAAUAGGUCUGAGCGGUAUCCCAUAA
This is a messenger RNA of Kwoniella mangroviensis CBS 8507, 1488 nucleotides long. RefSeq lists its product as uncharacterized. The coding region runs from base 1 to 1488 and encodes 495 amino acids. The transcript is spliced from 6 exons. Gene Ontology annotation, molecular function: endonuclease activity. The record is from RefSeq and is a predicted model, not a curated record. Gene Ontology annotation, biological process: maturation of LSU-rRNA; maturation of 5.8S rRNA. Lineage: Eukaryota; Fungi; Basidiomycota; Tremellomycetes; Tremellales; Cryptococcaceae. Gene Ontology annotation, cellular component: Las1 complex; preribosome, large subunit precursor.